Messenger RNA from Populus nigra (black poplar), 1076 nucleotides. Its product is annotated as LIM domain-containing protein WLIM1-like. The coding region runs from base 206 to 793 and encodes 195 amino acids. Gene Ontology annotation, cellular component: actin cytoskeleton; plasma membrane. The record is from RefSeq and is a predicted model, not a curated record. The transcript has 5 exons. Gene Ontology annotation, molecular function: actin filament binding. Gene Ontology annotation, biological process: actin filament bundle assembly. NCBI's taxonomy places the organism in Eukaryota, Viridiplantae, Streptophyta, Magnoliopsida, Malpighiales, Salicaceae.
AUGUCACCCGCAAUUCGCUGCAACCCUUUGAUUGCUUUUAAUCUCCUUCGAAGUCAUCAGCUACGCUUCCUUGUCCUCGCUAUAAUAAUCGAGCCAAAGACAGAAAACAGACGAGAAAUAUCACAACUGGUGCACAAGUGUUUAGGUUUCUAGCUCCCCAUUUUGCUCUUCUUCUUCUUCUUCUUCUUCAAGGGAGAACAAGGAUAUGGCAGCCUUUGCAGGAACUCAACAAAAAUGCAUGGCUUGUGACAAGACUGUGUAUCUUGUCGAUAAGUUAACUGCUGAUAACAGGGUUUUUCAUAAGGCCUGCUUUAGAUGCCACCAUUGCAGGGGUACCCUCAAGUUAAGCAACUACUGUUCUUUUGAAGGGGUUCUGUACUGCAGACCUCAUUAUGACCAACUCUUCAAGAAAACUGGCAGUCUAGACAAGAGUUUUGAAGGAACGCCGAAGAUUGUGAAACCAGAAAAACCUGUUGAUAAUGAGAACGCCAGCAAAGUUUCGAAUUUGUUUGCUGGCACCAGAGAAAAAUGUGUAGGCUGCGACAAGACUGUCUAUCCGAUCGAGAAGGUUACGGUAAAUGGGACUCCAUACCACAGGAGCUGUUUUAAGUGUACCCAUGGAGGUUGUACUAUAAGCCCAUCUAACUACAUUGCACAUGAGGGAAAACUCUACUGCAAGCAUCACCAUAUCCAACUUUUCAAGGAGAAGGGAAACUACAGUCAGCUUGAGAAUGAACGUGAGAAAAAUCCAGUCGUCAGCAUCACUGCUGUAGAAAUUGCUGCUGAAUCAUAAUCAACUAAACACUACUUGUCACCAUCUUUAGCUAUUGCUUUUCAUGUCCUUCCUACCAUACAUGGCAGUUCAGUUUCUUCAUGGUUUUUCUUCUCUUCUGUAUGUCAAGGAUUAGUUUUCACUUGUAAGGUGAGAUGUGUUGGUUUCUUAUGGCUGUAAUUUUGUUGGGACUAUGAUGUAUCGUUGAAUUUUCUGCCAAGAUUUAGUAACCUAAGAUACUUCGUGGCACAGUUUGUAUCCUCUGUUUCCUCAAAAUAUGUAAAGAUUGUGGUGUCCUGAACAA